AUGUCACGGAAAGUUGAGAAGCAUUUGUUGUUUGAAGUGGCGACCGAGGUCGCCAACAGGGUGGGUGGGAUCUACUCUGUGCUCAAGUCCAAAGCCCCGGUCACUGUUGCCGAAUACCGCGAACGGUACACCUUGAUUGGCCCUCUGAACCACCGCAGUGCGUCCGUGGAGGUGGAGGAGCUGCCGGUGCACAACGCGGCCCUCAAGGCCACGCUGGACUCCAUGCAGUCGAGGGGAAUCCGCUACCUGUACGGCCGUUGGCUGAUUGAGGGAGCGCCCCGGGUGAUUCUUUUCGACAUUGGGUCGGCGUUCCCGUACCUGAACGAGUGGAAGGCAGAUCUGUGGAGCCUGGCAGGCAUCCCGUCGCCCGAAAGCGACGUCGAAACGAACGAUGCAGUCAUGCUCGGUUACCUGACGGCGUGGUUCAUUGGCGAGCUGUGCUGCCACGAGACGGAGCGUGCGAUCAUUCUGCACGCGCACGAGUGGCUGGCGGGCGUUGCGAUCCCGCUGUGUCGCCAGCGCAAGAUCGACUGCUGCACCAUCUUCACCACCCACGCUACCUUGUUGGGCAGAUAUUUGUGUGCGGGCAGUGUUGAUUUUUACAACAACCUCGACAAGUUCGACGUGGACUACGAGGCGGGCAAAAGAGGCAUCUACCACCGCUACUGCAUCGAGCGUGCCGCAGCACACUCGGCCGACGUCUUCACCACGGUGUCCCACAUUACUGCAUACGAAAGUGAACAUUUAUUGAAACGGAAGCCGGACGGCGUCCUGCCCAACGGGCUGAACGUGGUCAAGUUCCAGGCCGUGCACGAGUUCCAAAACCUCCAUGCCGAGAAAAAGGAAAAGAUCAACGAGUUUGUCCGCGGCCACUUCUACGGACAGCUCAGCUUCAAGCUCGAGAACACUCUCUAUUUCUUCAUUGCAGGAAGAUACGAGUAUAGAAACAAAGGUGUGGACUUCUUCAUCGAGGCGCUCGCCAGACUCAACCACCGGCUCAAGUCGAUCAACUCCGAGAUGAACGUGGUCGCCUUCAUCAUCAUGCCGGCAGCCACCAAGUCGUACACGGUGGACACGCUGCGUGGCCAGGCCGUGAUUAGGCAGCUGGAGUCCACCAUCAAGGACGUCCAGAAUCUCAUGGGCAAGCGGCUCUUCGAGUUCUGUCAGCAGCCAAUCAGCAUGCAGAACUCGACGCAGAUCGAGCUGCCCUCGUUGGACGAUCUUCUCAAGCCGGCAGACAGAGUCAACCUGAAAAGACGCAUGUUUGCCCUGAAAAGAGACUCGCUGCCUCCGAUUGUGACCCACAACAUGGUGGACGACGCAAACGACCCGAUCCUCAAUCAGAUCCGCCAGUGUCACCUGUUCAACACCAGCGAGGACCGCGUGAAAAUCAUCUUCCACCCCGAAUUCCUCAACUCCAGCAACCCUGUUCUUCCUUUGGACUACGACGAGUUCGUCAGAGGCUGCCAUUUGGGCGUGUUCCCGUCCUACUACGAGCCCUGGGGAUAUACCCCUGCCGAGUGCACGGUGAUGGGGAUCCCGUCCAUCACUACCAAUCUUUCUGGAUUCGGGUGCUAUAUGGAGGACCUGAUCGAGAACUCGGAAGACUAUGGAAUAUACGUUGUCGACCGUCGGAUGAAAGGCGUGGACGAAAGCAUCAACCAGCUGUGUCAGCAGAUGUUUGACUUCACGCAAAAAUCGAGAAGACAGCGGAUCAACCAGAGAAACCGUGUCGAGCGUCUGAGCGACCUGCUGGACUGGAAACGGAUGGGUCUGGAGUACGUCAAGGCUCGUGCGCUGGCGCUCAGAAGAGCGUAUCCUGAGCAGUUCAAGCACUCGUCGAAUCCGUUCGACAGCGCCGGAAUCAAGAUCUCGCGGCCAUUGAGCGUUCCUGGAUCGCCCCGCGACCGGUAUGUGAACGGCAGCAUGACUCCCGGCGACUUGGGCACUUUGCAGGAGAGCAACGACGCAGACUAUUUGAGCUGGACGCUGAACAAGAGCGGCUACGACGAGGACGUGACUCUGCGUGGGGCCAGUGUGGCACCGAGCGUCGAUGGCGAGAGCAGCGAGGAGUAA
This is a messenger RNA of Ogataea angusta, 2076 nucleotides long. RefSeq lists its product as uncharacterized. The record is from RefSeq and is a predicted model, not a curated record. Gene Ontology annotation, biological process: glycogen biosynthetic process. NCBI's taxonomy places the organism in Eukaryota, Fungi, Ascomycota, Pichiomycetes, Pichiales, Pichiaceae. The transcript has a single exon. Gene Ontology annotation, molecular function: alpha-1,4-glucan glucosyltransferase (UDP-glucose donor) activity. The coding region runs from base 1 to 2076 and encodes 691 amino acids. Gene Ontology annotation, cellular component: cytoplasm.